AUGCAGUCGAUCAUCGUACUGCUCGCCCUCCUCGCCGGUGCCGCGGCAUCAGCGAUCCCGCUCGAGCAGCAGAUUUUGGCCGAAUCCUCCUGGGAGACCGGCGCCGAUGUUUUCCCCGAUGAUGCACCACAGCUUCUUGCGGGCGCAGCAGCCCCAGGCCCCCAUGGUCGCUUCUUGCAUAUCACCGAUUUCCACCCCGACCGAUACUACAAACCGGGCACCCUGGUCGACAGAGAGCAUGGGACCUGCCACCACGGCAAGGGACCCGCGGGAUAUUUCGGCACUGAAGGCUCGGAAUGUGACGCUCCAUUGUCCCUGAUCAACGAAACAUUUCGGUGGAUCGAAGAAAACCUCAAAGACAAGAUUGACUUUGUGAUCUGGACCGGAGAUUCGGUCCGCCACGACAACGACGAGCGCAUUCCACGGACGGCGGAUGAGAUCGUCGAAAUCAACCAGCUGAUGGCCCAGAAGUGGAUCGAUUUGUUUGGGGUGCGCACCCCGGGCAAAGGCUCGACCAGCAUGCCCCAACUGUCCGUGCCCGUCGUGCCCACCUUUGGCAACAACGACGUCCUGCCCCACAAUAUCUUCCGAGAGGGUCCCAAUACAUGGACGAAGAAGUUCGCCGAAGUAUGGAGUCAUUUUAUCCCCGAGGACCAGCGCCACAGCUUUGUGGAAGGCGGGUGGUUUACCACCGAAGUCAUUCCGGGCAAGCUGGCCGUCAUCAGUCUGAACACGAUGUACUUUUUUGAGUCAAACAGCGCGGUGGACGGGUGCAAUGCCAAGUCGGAACCCGGGUACGAACACAUGGAGUGGCUGCGGGUCCAACUCCAACUCCUUCGGAGCCGGGGGAUGAAGGCGAUUCUGAUGGGCCAUGUGGCCCCCGCCCGCUCACACGAGAAGGCCAACUGGGAUGAAACCUGCUGGCAGAAAUAUACUCUGUGGAUGGACCGGUACCGCGAUGUCGUCGUCUCCGGACUCUACGGACACAUGAACCUCGACCAUUUUAUCCUGCAGGACAGCCACAAGGUCGACAUUGUCACCAUGUCAGAAAAGUCCACGAGCGGCACCGUGUCCGCCAUGUCGAAGCAGGACUACCUCCUUUCACUUCGCGAGCAAUGGUCAUCAUUACCAUCACCCCCUUCCGGUCUCUUUACGAAGCUGCACGGCUUGUCGGAUUCUCCCGAGUUUGACUCAACAAAGAGGAAACCCAAGAGCAAGAAAGAUAAGAAGAAGGAAAAGAAAGAACGCAAGUUCUUGAAAAAGAUCGGAGGACCAUUCGCGGAACGGUACAGCCUUUCGUUGGUCUCGCCCAGCUUAGUGCCAAAUUUUUUCCCUACGCUGCGGGUUGUUGAGUACAAUAUCACUGGGCUGGACGAUGUUAUCCUGCAAGCAGGUUCCGGCUACAGCGAUCAGGUGGAAUCUUCUGAUUUCCACGUUGAGAAAUCUUCCCUGCCUCUGACUGAGAAUCCCUCCGCCGGGAUUGAAAAGAAGAAGAACAAGAAGAACAAGAAGCCCACUUUUAAGAUUCCCGAUCCCCCAUCAUCGACCGCACCUCCGGGUCCUGCAUACUCCAAUCAACCAUUAACCCUGCUGAGUUACACUCAGUACUUCGCAAACCUGACUCGGAUCAACCAGGAAAUUGCAUCGAACAGUGGUCAUGACCCUCGGAUCAACUUCGAAGUCGAGUAUACUACGAGUGGAGAUGGCGUGUACCACAUGAAAGAUUUGACUGUGCGCAGCUUCUUGGAGCUUGCCAUUCGAAUCGGUGAAGCUGGAGACGCCGCAAGCGACGCGAUCGCUGACCCAGACCGCCCGGUCGCGAAGGGCAAGAGGGAGAACGAGGCCUGGCGCGCGUUCCUUUCGCGGGCAUUCACUGGGUUUGUUGAUGUGGAUGAUCUCGAUUUGGCGAUACAGUAG
Penicillium canariense is the source of this 1917-nucleotide messenger RNA. RefSeq names its product endopolyphosphatase. Gene Ontology annotation, biological process: polyphosphate catabolic process. Gene Ontology annotation, molecular function: exopolyphosphatase activity; endopolyphosphatase activity. The coding region runs from base 1 to 1917 and encodes 638 amino acids. The transcript has 2 exons. The record is from RefSeq and is a predicted model, not a curated record. Gene Ontology annotation, cellular component: membrane; fungal-type vacuole. NCBI's taxonomy places the organism in Eukaryota, Fungi, Ascomycota, Eurotiomycetes, Eurotiales, Aspergillaceae.